UAAGAAACGUUUUCCUUGUUCGCCACUAGAGUGCAGCUUGACUGAUCUUCCAUCCCAGACCGAAAACAGUAGCAAUGGCUCAUUCGGUGAGACAGCAAUUAAACCAGUUGGCCAGCAUGUCCCAUUCGGGGACUUCUCAUAAGGAUGUCACCGAAAGGUACAAGGCCAUACUGGAGUCCAUUAUAAAGAUAGAGGGAGAGGAUCUGAUACCUUCAUUACAUACUUUUGUGGAUGCACUUGUCAACGAGAACAUCAGUUUGGUAAUUUCUAGACAGAUUCUCACAGAUUUUUGUAACCACCUCACCAAAUUACCUGACCCAACAGCUAAAGAUGUGGCUAAGUUCACCUUGGAGAGAGUAUAUACCAGAGUUAUUUCUUUUGAAGAACAAGUUGCUUCGAUCAGACAACACUUGGCCAACAUCUACGAGAGAGAGAAGAUAUGGGCAGAAGCAGCCCAGGUACUAGUUGGGAUACCACUGGAAACCGGACAGAAACAAUACUCUACCGACUACAAACUCAAGACCUACCUGAAGAUUGCCCGUCUUUACCUGGAGAACGAGGACCCUGUCCAAGCAGAGGCCUACAUCAACAGGGCAUCCCUCCUGCAGGCUGAUUCACAGAACGAGGAAUUACAGAUUCGUUAUAAGGACUGCUAUGCUCGAGUUCUGGAUUACCGUAGGAAAUUUAUUGAAGCCGCCCAGCGAUAUAACGAACUAUCAUCCAUCAUUACCGAGAGCGAGAGAAUGAAUGCUCUGAAAAAGGCCCUCAUUUGUACCAUCCUGGCUUCUGCAGGUCAACAGAGGUCGCGCAUGUUGGCCACAUUGUUUAAAGAUGAGCGUUGUCAACGGUUACCUGCAUAUAACAUACUGGAGAAAAUGUACUUGGACCGUAUCAUCCGAAGCAAUGACCUCCAAGAGUUUUCUGAAAUGCUGCAACAACACCAGAAAGCCAUAACUGCUGAUGGCUCCACGAUCCUUGACCGUGCUGUCAUAGAACACAACCUGCUGUCAGCCAGUAAGCUAUACAACAACAUAUCAUUCACAGAGCUAGGGGCCUUGCUGGAGAUUGAACCACUGAAGGCUGAGAAAAUAGCUUCCCAGAUGAUAACCGAAGGACGUAUGUCUGGAUCAGUUGACCAGAUAGCAUCAAUUGUACAUUUUGAAACCCAUGAAGCCCUUCCGAACUGGGACAAGCAAAUCCAGAGCCUUUGUGUCCAGGUGAACCUCAUUAUCGAGCGUAUAUCGGAGAAGGAGCCCAACUGGAUGAUGAAGUACAUGUGAAGUGACCACCUGGGUAGAUUGGUAGAGGGGGGUGGGGUGGCUUGACAGGAGUGU
Molecule: messenger RNA, 1334 nt
Organism: Octopus sinensis (East Asian common octopus)
Lineage: Eukaryota; Metazoa; Mollusca; Cephalopoda; Octopoda; Octopodidae
Product: COP9 signalosome complex subunit 4
Exons: 11
Coding region: 75-1280 (401 amino acids)
Cellular component (GO): COP9 signalosome; cytosol
Molecular function (GO): protein binding
Source: RefSeq, a predicted model, not a curated record